Molecule: messenger RNA, 484 nt
Organism: Staurois parvus
Lineage: Eukaryota; Metazoa; Chordata; Amphibia; Anura; Ranidae
Source: the annotation of a GenBank genome assembly
GUACAUACACAGAAAUACACAUGCACAGACCCAUGUACAUACACAUGUACAUACAUACACACACAUGUACACACAGACACAUGUACGUACAUACACACAAAACACACACACGUACAGUACAUGCACACACACACGUACACACACAUACAUGUACAUACACGCAGACACAUGUACAGAUACACGCAGGCACACAAGCACAGACACACACACACACACCCUAUAAAAAGUUGUAGUACUUUGUUGUUCACUCACAGAGCCGGGUACUGCACUCUAGGGGGAGGCAGAGAGCACAGCACACACGUCUUCCUUUGCUUUCACUGCGUUCAGCUAUUGAGCAGUCUGGCAGCUCCCAGUGCCAAUGACAGAUACGGCCUGAGCUCCGAGUCUGCUCAGCAAGACAGCCCUGGGGGGACACACUCACUCCCACCAUAAUUUCCACUCGCAAUUGGCGAGCAGGCGAGUGGGAAUUUCAAGGCCUGUGCUA